Messenger RNA from Magnolia sinica, 1021 nucleotides. RefSeq lists its product as uncharacterized. The record is from RefSeq and is a predicted model, not a curated record. Gene Ontology annotation, molecular function: RNA binding; RNA methyltransferase activity. Lineage: Eukaryota; Viridiplantae; Streptophyta; Magnoliopsida; Magnoliales; Magnoliaceae. Gene Ontology annotation, biological process: wobble position cytosine ribose methylation; wobble position uridine ribose methylation. The coding region runs from base 37 to 927 and encodes 296 amino acids. The transcript is spliced from 8 exons.
AUUUCAUAGGUGGACAUCCGACGAGAGAGAUAGAGAAUGGAUUUGAGAAGCCUGAAUCUGGCAUCGCCAGUCCGUUUCUGUUCAAGCGCACGCAUUCAACUCUUUUUCUCUCCGCCAAAACCCAACAGCAAAUCCUCUCUCAGACCCUUCAAAACAUCUAUCUUCCCUCUCUCUUCCCUAUCUCCACAUCUCACACACCACUCCUCACCUGAAAGAGGUGACGUGAGUUCUUGGUCUAAUGAUGUUGCGGGAUCUGUUCUCCGUGAGAAGCUUCUCCAAGUGGUUUUGGUCUCUCCCCAGAUACCUGGGAAUACAGGAUGCAUUGCCAGAACAUGUGCAGCAUCAGCCAUCGGUCUGCAUCUUGUUGAGCCUCUAGGAUUUCAAGUGGAUGAUACAAAAUUGAAGCGUGCUGGAUUGGAUUACUGGCCUUUGGAGACAAGACCCUCAAUAUGGAUGCUAAAGCAAUCACAAGCUAUUUCUUCUUCAAGUAAUUGCUAUCAAUUUGAUAGCAAACCUGAACACACUGUAAUUCUGUAUGUAGUUGUUAAGGUUCAUGGCUCUUGGACGGAAUUCAGAGAAUAUUUCAGACAGAAGGAAGGAGAAAAACGGCUGUUGGCAUUUACCAAGAGAGGAACAGCUAUUCAUUCAGAUUUCUCAUUCAAGCGAGGUGAUUGGCUUGUUUUUGGGUCUGAAACUUGUGGUCUGCCUCCUGAAGCUUUGGUCGACUGUAACAAUGAAAGCUUAGGUGGUGGAACUAUCCGGAUUCCAAUGGUUGAAACUUACGUUCGAUGCUUAAACCUCUCUGUCAGUGUUGGAAUAGCUGCGUAUGAAGCAUCCAGACAACUAAACUAUGAACAACUUCAAUCUCAACCCAAGGCUUGUAUGGAUAGCGAAAACUCAUUUGUUUCCGAAGAUAUAUAUGCCUGAUUUAUGAGUUUCGGGGCAUUUUGGGAAUUACUUGUAUGGUUAGAUUAUGUAGCAAAUUUGCAUAUCCAAUCGAUAGGGACAUCUUGGGAAUCAA